AUGGCUAAACAAAAAGUCACCACCAAAGGUUCCAACAAAUAUAGAUACAGUUCUUUCAAAGAUAGAAUUGAUGACUUGAAAAUUGAACCUGCUAAAAACUUGGAAAAAAGAGUUCAUGAUUACAUUGAAACUUCACAUUUUUUAGCCUCUUUUGAUCAUUGGAGAGAUGUUAAUAUGAGUGGUGAUUAUCAAGAGUUUGUUCAAGAAAUAGAAAACAAAAUACAAACUUUACCCCAGAUUUUAUUUCAUCAAAAAGAAAUUUUUGAAUCAUUAAAAAGACACAUAGAUUAUCAUAAUGAAAGAUCUUUACAACCUUUAUUAGAUUUGUUAGCACAAUUUUGUCAUGAUUUAGGCCCAGAUUUCACUGUUUUCUACAACGAUGCCAUUAAAUCUCUAAUUUCGAUGUUGGAUGACGCAAUAAAUUUUGAAUCAUCAAAUGUGUUUGAAUGGGGAUUUAACUGCUUAGCAUAUAUUUUUAAAUACUUGUCGAGAGUUUUAACACAAGACUUGGUUCCCACAUUCAACUUACUUUUCCCGUUACUUGCCCACAAAAAAGAGUAUUUAUCCAGGUUUUCCGCUGAAGCUUUGUCAUUUUUAAUCAGAAAAACAAAGGCUAAGAAUCUUUCAACAUUUUUAUCAUAUGUAUUUGAAAAGCUAAUUGAAACUGAGGACAGCAAUCUAUAUGACGGAUUGGAGACUUUACUUGAAGAAGCAUUGAAAAGCACCAGAGACACUUUGCAUUCUAAGACAAGCAUCAUAUUGGGUGUGUUACUAGAUAAAGUUUUGUCCUUCAAUAAUAAGGUGGUCGAUUCAUUUCUUUGUGAUAUUUUGAUUGAUAUAUUGAGACAUGGGUCCUCAGAAAAUGUUGUUGGUGUUUAUGACUUGAUCUUGAAAAAGAUUUCUGAGUAUUUGGAAACAGGUGAAAACCAGGAUUUGGAUAAAAUUGUUAAAAUAAUGAAUACCCUCGUAUUUGCUGAAAGCGGUAGGAAAAUAUCUGAUUGGUCAGCAAUUGUUGCAGUUAUAGAACAAGUUUUAAAAACAAGAGAAGCCAGCGCCCGUCACAGCAUAUUACCAGAAAACUGUGCAUUUUUGUUUGCUGUUGUGUUACGUAAUUGUGACGUUAAAACCUUGACUUAUUUCCAUAAAAGGAUGUUUGAUUUCUACUUGGAAUGUUAUUCCAAUCAGUUUGUUUAUUUUUUCAAGCUUUGUUUGAAGACUUCCAAAGAAAGAACUUUUUCGUUCAGUGGUGUAAAAUACUUUCAAAAAUUUAUAAGGAACCAUUGGGCAGAUAACGUGAAAAAAAUAGCAUUGUUUUUGUAUGAUAUAGAGGAAGACGAAGAGUUAUGUUCCAAACUGAAUUUAAUAAUGCCAGUAGCUCUUGAGAAACAUGCCUAUGCAGUGAUCAAAAACAUUUCCAAGUUUGACGAUGAAAGUUUGUUGGAUGCAUACGUGAUGGUAAAAAUAAUCCAAUACUGUGACAAACCUGACCAAGAAGUAUUGUUAGGAUUCAUAGAACAGAUUUCAAAUGCGGAAACAAGCGAGUUUGGUAAUGAUGUGUUGGGUACAUAUUUAAGUGCUUUCAAAACCAUUUCAAAAGAACACUAUACGGCUUUUAUCUCCAUUUUUGACAAAUUAAUGACAUCGAAAACCCAAAUCAAAACCAGCAGAUACUUUAUUGAAGGGUUUAACAAUAUUGUAACAUUUCUUAACGUUAUUCGCCAUGAAGACUUGGCAAUUUUUUUUAAAAGAGACAACUACCGUAUUGUUUAUGAGCUCACUGAAAAUUUGGUGUUACCGAACCCAAAACUAAGAUACGAAACACUAAAAUUGAUUAUCAAAAUGCUUGAAAUUGCGAAUUACAGUAAUGAGAUUCCUAAUUUUAUUAAAAGUCUACUUAUCAUGGAGGAAAUUCCACAAACUUUACAAAAUGCGCGUGAUUUAACUUUUAGACUUAGAGGGCUGGGUGGAGAUUUUGCUAAAAGCGACCCAAAUGACAUGUUUUCCAGUAUUUUCUUCAAGUAUUUGUUUGGGUUAUUGACUGUUAGAUUUUCUCCUAUUUGGGACGGCAUAUAUGAAAUAUUGCCAGAUAUUUAUACCAGGGACGAAAGCCUGGUUUGGUCACUAUGUCUAAGACUGCUAAAGACUUUAGAUGAGCCGUAUACUUUGGACUACUAUACUAAUUGCAACGACGAUGAACCAAUGAACGAUGAGGUUAGAGAAAAUUGGUGGACAGUGAGUGUCAAAAGAUUGGACGAUGCUAUUGAAUCGGCAGAUACAGUUUUUGAACUUUAUUCUAAUGAAGGCCGAUCAAUAAUCGAGUUGUUGAAAGAAAGAAGAGGUAACUUUGAAUAUCCUCAACUGAUCAGAAACCAAGCAUUAAAGGUUUUGUUGUUAUUCCCAGGUCUAGCUGAGCGCAAUUCAAAGCAGAUUGUGCCAUUUUUUUUCAAUAAUAAAGAAAGUGAGGAUAUCUUUGGCUUUCAAACUGAAAAGAGUGUUUCUGCUGCUAAUUGGACCGAUUCAGAUAGAAAUUUAUUGUUGAAACUAUUUGCAAGCUUUAAAAAUAUUAAGAGCAUUUACAAAUCUGAGGAGAUACAUCAAAGGCUAUGUACCCUAUUAGGGAGCAGGAGUUUAGAGGUACAAAAGUUGGCACUAGCUGGUAUUUUUGCGUAUAAAAAUAAGGUUGUUUUAAAAUACCAAGAUCAUUUGAACAACUUGUUGGAUGAUACGUUAUUCAAAGAUGAGCUCACCAAGUUUUUGUCUGCUGGCGAAGAAAGAAUUAUUGAGGAUGGAGAUGAUGUGGUGAUCAUGCCAUUGGUUUUAAGAAUCUUUUUUGGACGUGCUCAAACUCCCAUCACCAGUGGUAUUAAGAAGAGUAGAAAAGUUGCUAUUCUAACAGCUCUACCAAAUUUUAAGGAAAGCUAUAUCAUUGAUUUUUUAAGGUUGGGUACUGAAAAAUUAAAUUUUGUUGAAUACUUUGAAAAUUAUGCACUAACCGAAGAAGAUGUGAGUUCCUUGUCAUUAAGAAGAAUGGUUGGUUUUAUUUCUAUUGUCAAUGCAUUAUUUCCUAUUUUGGGCUCAAAAUUUCCAGCUGCUAUGGAAACUGUUAUCCAACCGUUGAUUUUUUCCUGUGCCGCUGCAACUUAUAUCUUAAGCAAGGGACUACAAGAAGAUAAUAUUAAUAAGGUUGCAUCCAAUGUUAGACAGCAAGCCAUGAGAUGUUUCUAUCAAUUAUUUAAGCAUUAUGCUGAUUCUUUGGAUUGGUCAAAAAACCAACAAGAUUUUUUUAGUCUUGUUAUUAAUCCUAGGUUGCCUAACUUUGAUGAGGAAAAUCUACAACAACCUUCUGCUCUAUUGAAGAUUAUUACAUCUUGGGCCGCUAAAAAAAGUAUGUACAGUUUCUUAUAUUUUGAAGAUUUUUCGUGUGCAAAAGCUUUGAUGAAAAUUUUGUUAAACCCAAAGGCAAAAGAAUCUGUUAUAGUUGUUAUCUUGAAGUUUGUGAAUUCCUUAAUUUUGACUCCUAGCGAAGAUGAACAAUAUGUUGAUUUGGUUGCAUUGACCGUUUCCACGUCCUUACAAAAGUUGCCACACGUUUUUAGGGACUUUUCAUCAAAAGAACUUGUGUCGACAGCUGUUGAGCUGUUGUUUAGUGUUACCAAUGCAGGUUAUAUUCAGGACAAUGAAGCCAGAAAAUUAUUGGUAGAUUCUCUCACGGAAGUGUUGGGCGAGCAUUACAAAAAUGUUGCUUCUAAGGAGCUGGUUAAACUUUUGAAAUCAUUGUCAACUAUUAUUUGUGAUUUCGAUGCUAGUUGGGAAGAAGUCGAGCCUGUGUACAAGAGCUUAUCCUCAUUGUUGAGAGUUUAUGUUGACAAAGAUAUUAGGAUUGGGUUAUGUUGUGUUUUUGACAGUAUUGGGAACAAGUUUGCUCAAUUUGGUAAUGUUUCCAGAUUAAUUUCUGAUUUGAAUGCUUUUACAACCAACAAAAUGCAAGGAUAUGAUUUUGAAAGAAGAUUGCCGGCUUUCAAGGAGAUUAUUGAAGUCGAAUAUGAACAUUUCAGUGAAUUGGAAUGGUUACCUAUUUUGUAUAUCUCUUUGUUUUUCAUGAAUGAUUCUGAAGAAUUGGCCAUUAGAACCAAUGCCACUGCUGUUGUGAAUUCUUUUACAAGAUAUCUAAACACAAAGGAUACAGAUCCCUCUGAAGCCAUUUCUCUGAUGAAAGAUGUCGUACUACCGCAUUUAAGAACGGGGCUAAGAAGGAAAAACGAAGACAUUAGGAACGAAUACAUAUCUGCUGUGUCUUACAUUGUAUCAAAUUCUAGAGUUUUCACAGAGCUCAAUGACAUGAAAGUUUUAUUGAUAGAAGGUGAUCAAGAGGCUGACUUUUUCUUUAACGUCAGUCAUGUUCAACUGCAUCGUAGACAAAGAGCAAUUAAGCGAUUGCGAGAGUUUGCUAGCGCUUUAAGAGAUAAUUCCAUAGCGCAUUAUUUGAUCCCGAUGAUUGAAAACUACGUUUUCUGUGAGGACGAAAAGUACAGAAACAUUUACAACGAAACUAUAUUGACCAUAGGAAAAUUGUCUAAUUUCGUAAGUUGGAAUCAAUACAAGGCUUUAUUUAGAAGAUACAAAUCAAUGUUGAAAUUGGACUACCAAUACUUGAAAGAAGUUUGUCUUUUAUUGGUUCAAGUGUCUGCUUCUUUGAAAAGCACCUUAUUUAAUAUUAGAUAUGAUGCUUCUGAUUUGCCAUGCAUUAGAAAUUUCCCAAGAAAGGAGAUUGAAGUCGAUUCUUUUAUUGAGAAUGAACUGUAUGUGGAUAUCUCUAAAAUAUUGGCUAAAAGAGAUGAUGAAACGAUUGUAGCACGGAUUCCACUAUCAGAGGUUUUGGUGAAUUUGAUUUUGGGUUUGGAUGAGGAUCGUAUUUCAAAGCUUUUGCCAGGUAUUUUGACUAGUAUCUGUCAAGUACUACGUAGCAGAUCUGAAGAAUUAAGGGACGCGGUCCGGAAAAACUUGAGCCAAAUCUCUGUUAUCCUGGGACAAAAGUAUUUGUCAUUUAUUGUCAAAGAAUUAAAGGGUGCUUUGACUCGUGGUUCUCAAAUUCAUGUUUUAAGUUUUACUGUUCAUUCGGUUUUGGUUUCUUUGAAAGACAUUUUGGGUCACGGUGACAUGGAUGACUGUGCAGGCUUAGUUGUUAAUAUUAUCAUGGAGGACAUUUUUGGAUCUGCCGGACGAGAAAAGGAUGCAGAGGGUUAUACGUCUAAGAUGAAAGAGGUCAAACACAACAAAAGUUUUGAUACUGGUGAGUUGGUUGCUACUAAUAUAAGUUUACGUAAUUUUGGUUCUUUGCUUAUUCCGAUAAAGGCUUUAUUGAUGGAGAGUAUUUCUUUGAAAACACAACGCAAGUUGGAUGAACUAUUAAGAAGAUACGCAUUGGGCUUGAACCACAAUAGUGAGUCAUCUAGCACCAGCGUUUUGAAAUUGUGUUACGAAAUCUACAGAGAAGGUAGCAAUGGUAGAACAUUAGAAGAGAGAAACAGAAAUAGUAAGAAAGAAAUAAGUGCGGAGGAGGAAUUCUUUUUGGUGAACUUGCGAACCAAAAGGGAUAGUGUGGAACAAGAAUCCUCUUUGUAUGUUGCAGUUUUGCAGAAAUUUUCCUUGGAUUUGUUGAGAACUGCACUAACAAGACAUUCCAAUUUGGUAAACAUGUCCUAUCUAGAGGGUUUCAUGCCUCUUUUAAGAGAGGCCAUAGAAUCAGAAGAUGAGGGCGUUGUCAUUAGUGCUUUACGUGUUUUUAUGGUUUUAGUUAAAAUAGAGUUUUCUGAAAACUCUGAGCCUAUUUUUAAGACAUGUGCCAGGAAAGUAUUAACUAUCAUAAAGGACUCGCCAUCAACAUCCAGUGAGCUGUGCCAGAUUGGGUUGAAAUAUUUAUCUGCCUUUAUUCGUUAUAAGGAUAUUCAGUUAAAAAACACAGCACUAAGUUAUGUUUUGACUAGAUUGUUACCUGAUUUUAACGAGCCCAACAAACAAGGCUUGGCUUUUAAUUUUUUGAAAGCUCUAGUUGCCAAGCAUGUGAUGUUACCUGAAUUGUACGAUGUUAUGGAUACCGUUUCUGAGAUUAUGGUUGCAAAUCAUUCUGAAGAAAUAAGAGAUGUUUCCAGAAGUGUAUUUUAUCAGUUUUUGGUAGAAUAUGAUCAGAGUAGGGGUCGUUUGGAGAAAAAAUUUAAAUUUUUGGUUAGUAAUUUGGAAUAUCCUUCACCAGCCGGUAAACAAUCUGUUAUGGAGUUGAUCGGUUUAAUUUUAAAUAAGGCCAACGAAGAUCUAUUAGAUAGCUUGUCUUCCUCAUUUUUUGUUUCUUUGGCUAAUGUUGCUGUUAAUGAUGACUCACCAAAAUGUAGAGAAAUGGCAACCACUGUAAUUUCUGCUCUAUUAAAGAAAGUUGGUCCCAAGAAAGCUGCAACAAUUGAGAAAUAUAUUAUCGCUUGGUUGAAGCAGUCUUCCAGAGAAGAGUUUUUGGGUUUUGGUCUAAGAAUAUAUAAAAUUUAUCUUACAUCUAUUGGGUUGGGUUUCAAUAAGGAACUGAAUAAGUUAGCCGAGAGCCGUGUUAAAUCUGUGAUUGAAAACUCAGGAGUGGGAUCUGAAAAUUCCUGGUCCUUGCUUUAUGUGGCUUUAAGUAUUUUUUCUAUCUAUGUUACCAAAGAUGCUGCUGUGUAUACGGAAAACUAUCAUCUAAUUUGGACCAAUGUUAUUGAUUGCUUAUUGUAUCCACAUCCUUGGGUUAGAGUUUCUGCCUCCAGAUUGGUAAAUUGGCUAGUUGAUAACUUGGAAAACUUUGGUACCAUUUUUUCCGAUUAUGAGCUCCAAACUAUUGCCUAUAAAAUAUUUAGACAAUUGGGCGCACCAGCUGUGAGUGAGGCAUUAGCAGAAGUGUCCGUCAAAACAUUAGUCAAACUACUUAUGAAAUGGAAGACAGAAGAUACUAAAUACGUGGAUCCUCCAAAGGAAGACGUGGGAAAUAGCCCUGUUGCUGAGAAGUAUAGUGAUUGUAUUGAGUUUGCACUCACCAAGGCCUCUCAUAUUAUCAGAAGUGAACAGCACUUAUUAGUUGAUGCGUUUGUGGCCAAAAAAUCUAUGAUCCAGUUGCUUGCUUUAAUGAUACAAAUUUUAGAUGCUGCCGUUGUUACUAAAUAUUCGGAAAAAAUCAUUAUGGCACUAUUUAUGUACUUGGAAAGACCUGCUGUUAUUGAUGAAAAAGAUGAGGAACUCCAAACCUUGAGUAAGGAAUGUUUGCAAUUUUUGGAGGGCAAAAUAACAGUUGCAGCAUUUUCUGCUUCCUAUGCUAAUGUGAAGCAGGAAGUUAUUGAAAGAAGACAACAAAGAAGAGGUAAGAAAGCUGUUUUGGCCGUUACUGCACCGGAUAUCGCUGCAAAUAAAAAAUUAAGAAAGCAUCAAAGGUCAAGGGAAAAAAGAAAGCAUGUUAAAGAUGAAAAUGGUUAUUAUAGGAAAAAAAGGAGGGUUUAA
This is a messenger RNA of Saccharomycodes ludwigii, 7509 nucleotides long. It is a transcript of the gene UTP20, whose product is annotated as Utp20p. The coding region runs from base 1 to 7509 and encodes 2502 amino acids. Gene Ontology annotation, cellular component: nucleolus; small-subunit processome; 90S preribosome. The record is from RefSeq and is a predicted model, not a curated record. The transcript has a single exon. Lineage: Eukaryota; Fungi; Ascomycota; Saccharomycetes; Saccharomycodales; Saccharomycodaceae.